AUGUGCAAUCUCAGUUCUGGUGAUGAGUUCUGGCACAUCCCCCCACCCCAAGAGUUUGCAGAUAUUAAAAACAAUAGUUUAGAAGGUCUGACGCAAGACUUAGCUUCUUGUAGAAUCAACACUUCUAGUCCAGCUGUUGAUAAACGAGGAGACUUGCAUUUGACCUCCACUGAGGAACUUAAAUGUCUAUAUUGUGCACAAGAAGAAGAAAGAGGGGGUCUGCCACCUUCUUUUGAUGAGUUAUCACAAUCUGACAAUUAUGACCCCGUGUUCACGAGACCCUUGAUGUCUACCAACAGGUCUAGCUUCAUGAAAGACUUCAUCAAUAGUCAGAAAAGAAAAUCCUGGAUUAGAAAUAAUAGUAUUGCCACUGUCGAACACAAAGUAUGUUCAUUACCCAAGAAAAGACGUCAAACAUUUCCUGGGAUGUCACAGGGUCUAGGACUGAUGCAAGAAGAUCUCCAACUACAUUACAGAGAAUCUUUUUCCUCUUUGGUCAUGUGCUCACUUCCCCUCCAGACAGAGAGGCUGGAGAGGACUGAAAAGGGCGAUGACAGGUUAUCUGCAUUUGGAUUAGAAAAUGAUACAUUUUCACAAACCAAAGGGAGUUUAAAACAAGUCUCGGAAAUUCUAGACAGCCAUGACAGAGCACAGCCAUUUCUCAGUCCAUUCUAUGUGACUGGUUCUGAGAUUAAUCCUGAAAUCAUCAUGAACACUGAACACUGUCAAAGACAUGACUUCAACAGUCAACAUGAUACUAACUUGAGCAUUUAUAAGGAUAUGGAAAGUCUAGACACUGAUGAUUGUGAAUAUACUGUUGAUCAAUGUGAAGUAGCAGACAGUGGAUUUGAACAAGAAUUUGGAGAAGGAGAAUAUCACAGUCCAGAGCCCCUUACAGAAGAGCUAACUCGAAGAGCCUUUUCUAUACAAGUCAUCCCUCCAUCCUGCAGUGGCUCAGAGGAACAUAUGCUACAGAGUCACCCAGAAAUACUAUCUGCAAACAAUGAGGUUAAAAACGCAAACCAGAAGGAUUCAGUCUCUUUUUUACCCGGAUAUAGCAAGUUCUCAGUUCAGACAAUAACAGAUGGUGCAUUUGAGCCAAGUCUCUUGCAGAGGGACUCACAAUUAUCCCUGGAUAGUUGUCUAAAGAGGGAUUUUAGAAAUGCUGUGGACGACCCAUGCAUGUCCGUCUUGCAGGACUUAGAUGUAGAAUCAUUAAACUUAAAUGAGGUGACAGAGGACAUUAAACCUAAACCAACUAGUGAAAACACGGAAGGUACCGACCCU
Messenger RNA from Neolamprologus brichardi, 1287 nucleotides. NCBI's taxonomy places the organism in Eukaryota, Metazoa, Chordata, Actinopteri, Cichliformes, Cichlidae. The record is from RefSeq and is a predicted model, not a curated record.